Molecule: messenger RNA, 10443 nt
Organism: Salmo salar (Atlantic salmon)
Lineage: Eukaryota; Metazoa; Chordata; Actinopteri; Salmoniformes; Salmonidae
Product: pecanex-like protein 3
Cellular component (GO): membrane
Source: RefSeq, a predicted model, not a curated record
UAUCCACCAUCUUUGACUGUGGAAUGUUGUUUUUUUGCUUCGCGUGUGGAUAAACGAGUGAUUGUAGCAGUCGCGCUAACGAGGAGGAGAUUUUUUAAAGCUAGCUAACCAGCGGACACAUGAUAAGGGCAAUGACGCAAAUAUGUACCAACUGCCAGUUUCUCUUAACCAACAAAUAUAUAUUCACUGUGUCUUUCAAAAGAAGAAAGACCAUAAUCAUCUGAAAAACAAUAUUGUUAGCCAACUGUGGUAAGCUAGCAACCCGCGGUGGUAAGGAAAAAGCAUAGAUUCUUUAGCGAACGUUUACAGAACUGCUCAACACGGAAGAGAAGAGGAAAAUCUGGGCAGCGUUGAUUUAGAAUAGUUUACAAUCAAUUUAAUAUAGCUAUCACGAUAGGUUACCAACUUUUUUUUAGCUUGCUAUCUAGCCACACUCCGUCCCAAUUCUGAUAGAUAGCGUUGGCUGUUUUAUUUUUAUGUGGCCUAGCUAGCAUGCUAAUCGAGCGUUCCUGUUUGUAAACUGAAGUACUAGUAACCCAUUUCUGUUAGUAACGUUAGUGGGGAUCUUUCAUGAUGUGAUUGCUACCAAAACUGUCAGCGAUUUGGUUUAAUCCAACACAUUAUACUGCGUUGUUUAUAAGUGUUAUUAUCUCGAAAUUACACGUUUGUCUUGUUUUGUAAGCAUAACGUUAGUAGCUAGCUAAGUUGGUUAAGUAGCAAUGUUUCGCAGAUAGACAAAUAGCUAUAGCUAGUUAACUAACGUAGAUGAUUUAUAAGAUACAAACUGCCAAGUUUUUCUGUUAACAAAUCAGCUAGAUAAGUAACGUUAGUUUGCUAAUUUAUGUCUGCUGGUGAAGUGCAUUGGUUGGCAAAUGACGUCUGAAGGAAAUUGUGGUGGCUAGCUAGAAUAACAUGUAGACAACUGCUAGCUAGCAUGACCUAGCCAGCCAGCUAACUGUAGAAAACAGUAACGUUACGUUAGAUUGUCUAUCAAUCACUAACUAGGUGACAGGAUAGUGGAAGUAGGGUUGGCCUUGAAACUAUACAGAGGGAUUCAUGAAAAACAGGAUUCCUAUCUAGCUGGGUUAUAAACAAGUUAAUAGACCUAACUAAUGGGUAACUAGCUUUCUGCAUUGGCAUAUUCAGACAGAUUAUGUUAGUUGCUAGUAUACAUAUCUAUGGAGUAUUUUUGCAGAUGUUUAUUCUGAAAAUCUAUCAGGAUGCAUAAAGAUUCAGAUCUCAUGAGGUUGAUCACUCCAAAUACAUAUCUGAAGAAUUUACACUUGGCCACUGAAGUUGGAACAGUCGAACACAGUUACAGCGCCAUGUGAGUUGGAGAUGAGGAGCAUUAUUAAGAUUCUCUGUGAAGUUAGACAGGUGUACUACAGCGUCUUGCUCUGAAUGAUGUUAUCAGAAACCACUUUAAAUUUACUGAAGUGUGACUCGAAAUGUGUGAAGAAACCAACCAAAGCAGUUGUGAUUUUUCUUUCAAAUGAAUGUUGUUAUUUAGUCAGUGGGUCACCACCAGUGUGCCAAAAAGUCAAUCUCCAGAUAACAAAGCAAGGGUUACUUUUUUGCAAGAACUGCACCGCAAAGCAGCCCAUCCCUGAAAAAGAGCAUGCACGGACUCCCUUGAGAUACACUAAGGAUUAUAAACCCGAAAGUGAAGAGAACUGUGUUAUUAACUUGUUAUCCUCAAUGGAAGUGCCAUUGUAGACACGUGACAGGGUGGCUACAACUGUGCCAUUAGGAGCUCCAGCCUUAGAGGAAGCCUUGCAAUCCUGGGUUGGCUGCUCUUAGGGGGACGAUGGGUUCCCAAGCUUUUCAGAUACUGCGGCAGGGGGUGUGGGCUUCAAUCACAGGAGGCUGGUAUGUGGACCCCCACCAGAGCACGUUCUCCAACUGCUUCCACCUAUACCUCUGGAUCUUUCUCCUGGCCUUCCCUUUCCUGCUAUACAUGUCUCUCCCCCCCAGCCUUGUUGUGGCAGCUGUUUACUGUGCUGUGGUGGCAGCCUUCUUCACAGCCAUAAAGGCAGUGAACUUCCACCUCCAUGCCAUGUUCGACCUGGGGGAGAUGGUGGAGAAGAGGCAGGUCUCGCACAUAACCGACGCCCCACGGCUAGAAGAGGGGGAUGAUGGGUCAGGAGGCCACGAUGGGAACCAGCAUAGGGACAGCAAUGUUGGUGUGGAGAUGACUGUGUUCAGAAAGGUCAACUCAACACCUCCAGUUCGCUGCAGCUCCCAGCACUCUCUGUUUGGACUCAACCAGGUGUCGGAGUUUUUGCCCCAGCUUGAUGACAGUAGAGGCUCCAAGGAUAUCAAGGAUCUGAUGCGAGAGCAAUGCAGCAAUAACUUGAUUGUCACGUCAGCUCGCCGGGAGAUCUUCUGCCACAGCUCCCAGGACCCCAUCCAUGUUGCCAACAUGGUCCCGUCCUGCUUGGCUGCUGCUGUAGGGGGAGAGUUCCCUGAUCUAAGGGGAGUGGGAACAGGGAUAGCAGGGGGAUUUGGUAGCUUCCAACCUGGGAUGUGCAUCUCUAUCCCCCCGUCCCCCUCCAGUCAGGAAGACGGAGGAGAUAAGGGCCAAUUGGAGGAGAUUGAGGGCAUGCUGGAGCAGCUGUCUCAGCAGAGUCCUGAGGAGCCCUACUCCCCCUUGGGCCCCUCUGCUGAGUCAGAGAGCCUGGGGGAUGCUCCCAUCAGCCCUCUCAUAAAGAGCAGUCUGAGUGAGGAGCUAAGUGAAAACCUGCUUGGGCUGGGCCUUGACCCCGUGGCCUUCGCCCCGGGAACAGAGCACCCAGGCAGCCGCAGUGGGGUGGCCAUGACUGCCGGCUCCACAGACAGCUGCUUCAGCGGGGGCGGAGCGACCACGGACCGUGAGACCCUCAGCACAGUCAGCAGCUACCGCAGUGAGAAGACUGACUCCACCCAGCUGGAGAGCCCUUCACUCAGCCUGCCACAUAACAUAGACUCAGGGGCGCCAACCUCUGCCCCAGCCCUGGGCACCAGUACCCUAGAGCCAGCAGAGGAGCCUGUACUGCAGGGGGGCAGUGAUACUGAUGAUCUGUCGGACAGCGAACUUCUGCGCUCCCCCUCCAAAGAGCUCUCUCUGGGCCAGGGGCUUGAUAAGACACUAGUGGAAGGGGAAGAUUUGCCACCUGUCCCCUCAGAUAUUACACAGCCCCCCUCCCUCCAGGACUUGUCUCCCUCCAGUAGUGGGCACUCAGAGGCAUGUGAUCUGGACAGGACGGUCCCCGUCCCCCCCCUCCCCCCUCCGCGGCAGGCUAGCUCGUUGCCGUCAGGGCUGGCCCUGGGUCUAGUGUCUUCUGAACCUGAUCAUCCUGUCUCCUCUAUCCCCUUCCUGCCCUCUGAGCAGCCCUUUCUGCUGGCCCAGCAGGUGGUGCGCCCCAAAGACUUGAAGCUGCUGCGGACCGGUGGUGGUUGUGUUGGCCACCAGCCUGGCCGCAGGAAAGCCCCUCGCAAGCGAGCUGGAGGGGGAAGCAGCAGCUUUGACUGUGGCUCCUACAGGAGGCACCACGGACAGCACAGAGACUACAUCCCAGUGCGCAGUCGGCUGGGGGCUAAGACCUACAGCGAGAACCUCUUUGAGGACUCCAGUGACGAGGAUGACGGCUCCAGUCUGGGCUCCCAGAGACACUACAGCUCUGACGAUGAUGAUUCCAGCUCCUCUACCUCCUGCUACUCCCCCAACCUCGCUAACGCUGGCGUUACGAACCCGCCCCCCUCCACCCAGCUGCCCAUCCCCAGGGAAGGAACGUUGUCCGAGACGUCUGGCCCCAUCCACUCCCAGAGGCCACAGAGGUCAGCCAGCACGGCUAGUGCUAAGACUCAUGCCAGGGUGCUCAGUAUGGACGAGGCCGGUGGGGGCCACACUAACACUGUGGUCCUGCCCUCCACCAUGCUGACCUCCUCCACCCCUGCCCCACGACCCCUCACCAUCUCCAAGUCAGACCUGGAGGCCCGGACUAGCCACACAGACGGCUUCCCUGGAACUCACCACCAUCGCCUGGACUCUCUGGGAGGCUCCUGGGCUGGCAACCAGAUGGGCUGGAGGGCCGGGGAACUGGUGGAGGAGGGAGCUGUGGGGGGAGCCCUGGCCCCAGAGGAGGGGGGCAAGCGGGACUCAGUGAGCAGUGUGAAGAGGACCCAGGCCAUCCGCAGGCGACACAACGCGGGGAGCAAUCCCACACCACCCCCCUCUACCAUGGGCUCCCCACCCAGUCUCCAGGACCUCCAGCGUGCCCGUACCUCCUCACACUCACGGACCCGGACCCUGCCCUCUGCCUUACAAUUUGCCACCUCACUACUGCUGCCCCGCGCGGGGGUCCACGAGGCCUCUACCUUCGACGACACCACAGAGGGGGCUGUGCACUACUUCUAUGACGAGGGUGGAGUGAAGAGAUCGUACACGUUUGGACCUGCUGGAGGCGGUUAUGAGGACCCAGUGGCGGAGCGGGAAAGACAGUCCCAGUCCUCCAGCUUCACCUCCAAUGAUGUCCAGGAUGGGGCACCGGUGCUCACAGUGCUCCAGCCCAGGCCUGUGGUUCUGCAGGGCAUGCAGGUGCGCAGGGUGCCCCUGGAGAUGUCAGAUAUGCCAGAGUUUGACCUGGACCAUGAAUCUCUGCAUGAGUCCCAGGAGAACACGCUGAUGAUCGAAGAGAAGGCCAAGCCCAAACACUACUACCGCUUCUGGGUGCUGCCAGGCAAGUGGCUGAGGGUGCGUUACGACCGUCUGGCCCUGCUGGCACUACUGGACAGGAACCGUGGUGUAGGAGAGAAUGUGUUUGCGGUGGUGCUGGCCAGCAUGGUGGCCUUCCUGGGGUUCCUGCUCCUCUUGCAGGGUUUCUUCAGGGACAUCUGGGUCUUCCAGUUCUGCCUGGUCAUCGCCAGCUGUCAGUACUCACUACUAAAGAGUGUUCAACCAGAUGCAGCCUCGCCAAUGCAUGGCCAUAACUGGGUCAUCGUGUACAGUCGGCCCGUCUACUUCUGCCUGUGCUGUGCUCAUGUCUGGGUGUUCGACCUGGCUGGGCGCUCGGGCCACCUGCAGCCCUUCUCCCUCUACGGCGUCACCUUCUUCUCCACUCACUUCCUGCUCUGUGCCAGGGACGUGCUCAUAGUGUUCACCUUGUGUUUCCCCAUCAUUUUCCUGUUUGGGCUUGUACCUCAGGUCAACACCUUCCUCAUGUGUCUUCUGGAGCAGGUCGACAUGCACAUUUUUGGGGGAACGGCCACCACCAGCCCCCUGUCGUCUCUGUACAGCCUGUUACGCAGUGUGUUGGUGACCGCGCUGCUCUAUGGGUUCUGUCUUGGUGCUAUCAUUGCUCCCUGGGAACAUCCCCAUGUGCCAGUACUGUUCUCAGUGUUCUGUGGUCUGCUCCUGGCCUUCUCCUACCACCUGAGCCGCCAAAGCAGCGACCCCAUCAUCCUGUGGUCUCUGGUCCGCUCCAAGUUCUUUCCUGAGCUGCUGGGUCGGACCCCUGAGGAGCCUCCUCUGGAGAUCAAAGACCCCCUGCCUGAGAAACUACGCAACUCUGUGAAAGAGAUUUUCCACUCUGACCUAGUCAUGUGUCCCCUCAUGGCUGUCAUCACGUUUGCCGUCAGUGCCAGCACUGUCUUCAUCGCUCUGCAGCCUGCUCUAAGUUACAUCCUGUACAUGGUGGCCGGGGGGGUGGGCUUCCUCACACACUACCUGCUGCCUCAGCUCCGCAAGCAGCUGCCCUGGUUCUGCCUGGCCCACCCUGUCCUCCGUUCUCGAGAGUACAGCCAGUUUGAGGUCCGCGAUGCCGCCCAGCUGAUGUGGUUUGAGAAGCUGUAUGCGUGGUUGCAGUGUUUGGAGAAGUAUUUAAUCUACCCGGCGGUGGUGCUCAACUCCCUCACUACAGAAGCCCAGCUUGUCAGCCAGAACCCAAUGAAACUGAACAUCUAUGGCCGUGCUCUGUUCAUCUCUCUGGCGGGGAUGAAGCUGCUGCGUUCGUCGUUCUGUGCCCCGUCCCUGCAGUACGUCACGCUGUGCUUUACCGCCCUAUUCUUCCUCUUCGACUACCCACACUUCUCAGAGACCUUCCUGCUCGACUAUUACCUCAUGUCUAUCCUCUUCAGCAAGCUCUGGGACCUGCUCUACAAGCUGCGUUUUGUUCUCACCUACAUCGCUCCCUGGCAGAUCACCUGGGGCUCCGCCUUCCACGCCUUCGCCCAGCCCUUCGCUGUGCCCCACUCAGCCAUGCUGUUUGUCCAGGCUGUGUUCUCUGCUCUCUUCUCCACCCCCCUCAACCCUGUCCUGGGCAGUGCUGUGUUCAUCACCUCCUACACCAGGCCUGUCAAGUUCUGGGAGAGAGACUACAACACCAAGCGGGUUGAUCACUCCAACACUCGACUGGCCACCCAGCUGGACCGCAACCCAGGUGCUGACGACAACAACCUGAACUCUAUCUUCUAUGAACACCUGACGCGCUCAUUGCAGCACAGCCUGUGUGGUGAUCUGCUGCUGGGCCGCUGGGGAAACUACACCACAGGAGACUGCUUCAUCCUGGCCUCCGACUACCUCAACGCCCUGGUGCACAUUAUCGAGAUCGGCAACGGCCUGGUCACCUUCCAGCUGAGGGGGCUGGAGUUCAGGGGUACUUACUGCCAGCAGCGGGAGGUGGAGGCCAUCACCGAGGGGGUGGAGGAGGACGAGGGCUGCUGCUGCUGUGAGCCAGGCCACCUGCCUCACAUGCUCUCUUUUAACGCAGCGUUCGGCCAGCGUUGGCUGGCCUGGGAGGUGGCCGCCACCAAGUACGUCCUGGAGGGCUACAGCAUCAGCGACAACAACGCCGCCUCCAUGCUGCAGGUGUUCGACCUGCGCAAGAUCCUCAUCACCUACUACGUCAAGAGCAUCGUCUACUACGUCAGUCGAUCUCCUAAACUGGAGGAGUGGCUGGCCAAUGAGAUGGUGCAGGAGGCGCUGCGGCCCUGCCUAGGCCCCGCCUACGUGGACAGUGACCCGACCUUCAACCUGAACAUAGACGAAGACUACGACCACAGGGCCUCUGGCGUCACCCCCAGCUCCUUCUGUAUGGUCUACCUGGACUGGAUCCAGUACUGUAAUAGCAGACGCCAGACGCCGGUGGAGGAGAGCAAGAGAGACUCUCCUCUGGUCACCCUGUGUUUUGGCCUGUGUGUCCUGGGGAGAAGGGCUCUGGGCACAGCCUCCCACAGCAUGUCUGCCAGCUUGGAGCCUUUCCUGUACGGCCUCCACGCCCUCUUCAAGGGGGACUUCCGCAUCACCUCUCCCAGGGAUGAGUGGGUGUUUGCAGACAUGGACCUGCUGAACAGGGUGGUGGCCCCCGGGGUGCGCAUGUCCCUCAAACUGCACCAGGACCACUUCACGUCUCCAGACGAGUACGAGGACCCGGUGGUUCUGUACGACGCCAUCACAGCCAACGAAGAGAAGAUGGUGAUCAGCCACGAGGGCGACCCAGUGUGGCGCGGCGCCAUUCUGGCCAACAUGCCCUCGCUGCUGGCCCUGCGCCACGUCAUGGACGACGGCAGCGACGAGUACAAGAUCAUCAUGCUCAACAAGAGGUUCCUCAGCUUCAGGGUCAUCAAGGUGAACAGGGAAUGUGUCCGCGGGCUGUGGGCGGGCCAGCAGCAGGAGCUGGUGUUCCUGCGGAACCGGAACCCGGAGCGCGGCAGCAUACAGAACGCCAAGCAGGCCCUGCGGAACAUGAUCAACUCGUCAUGUGACCAGCCCAUCGGCUACCCCAUCUACGUGUCGCCCCUCACCACCUCCUUCGCAGGCGGGCACACCCAGCUCCGCUCAGUCUGGGGGGGGCCUGUCAGCCCCCAUAACAUCUACACCUGGCUCAUCAGCAGCUGGGACAGGUUACAGAAGGGUUGUGGAGCUGGCUGUAACAGUGGGGGAAACAUCGAGGACUCUGACUGCGGUGGCGGCUCCACAUCCAUCUCCAACAACCCAUCGGCUCACACCACCCAGAGCACCCCGGCCUCCAGCCUUCCCCAGCCCCACUUCACCUUCAUCCACCCCCCCAUGGGAACUGACAACCCUGUGGGCCCCACCCCCACCUGGCCCCACCACCCUCAGCCCCUCCCCUUGGCUCUGCUCAGCCAGUCAGAGGGCAGGAUGGACUCUGGGCUAGUUACCUCCCUCCACCGGACCUCGUCCAUCCAGGGUCUCCUGGGUCAGCACCUGUCCAGCUCCCAGCUGUCGUUCAGCAGCUCUGUGGUCAUGGCUCCCCUGCCUGGCCCAGGCAGCUUCCUGGACGGAGGGCACAAAGGGUCCGGGCGGGCAGGACUGGGACAUGGCCUGCCCUACGAGGGUCUCUACGGGAAGUGGAGCAUGUCAGGCAGGAAGGGCUUCAACGGGCCAGCCGCAGCUGAGAGUGACGGUGGAGCUUCUCAGUUCAUACGGACACAGUCUACUCCUCCUGCACUGCCGCCUGGGGCCAGCCCAACACAGGACCCCCUGGGGGUCACCCAGUCCACUGAGACCACGCCCCCCAGCCCCGCCCCCGGGGAGGAGUCCACCGAGCUGCCUUUACUUGAGCACCUGGGCUGAGUCUGUCCUGGAGAACCCAUGAGAACCCCUGCAGCCAAAGCACUGCACCAGCAUGGCCAGUUCUAGAGUGGGCCUGACCGGCUCCGACCGGACCUAUUCCAGCUUCCCAGAGUCAUUCCAAUGCUCUUCUCUCUCUCUCUCAAAGAGACUGGACUCUGAGGUCUGUUACGUCUCUGAUGGCAAAUCACAACAUCUCAACAUGUUUUAGUGUAAAUUUUUUUUUUCAAGCCUUUGCCAUGCUGGAUGGAUCUAGAGGUCUAAAUACCUUCCUCUUCUCCUCAGUGAACCACCACAAGGAUGCAUGUCAAAACUAAAUGUACGCCCCCAUCCCUAACCCAUCCCACCAUCCGCCUCCUAGGACUUGAAACAGGAGCUCUAUUUGAUAGGCCCUCAAGAGUUUCUGUAACAAUGGUAACCCUAGCAGGCCAAAAAGCCAGUGCAAUUGUAAGGGAGGUUUUUCCUUAUGUAAUGUUUAGUUGUUUUUUUAAUUAGUUUUAGUUUGUUUGUCUUCUCCUUCACCUGAGACCUACCAGCAACAGCAUAAUGACUCAGAAAAGGGAACUCUAAUAUGCCUGUUGCUGUAUGUACAGGUGAAGCCAGAGUUACUACCAUAACAAGCCUUGUUCUUUACCCACACUGCCCAUCCAUGCUGCACCAACCUGCUGCUCCAACCUGCUGCUCCACUGUAGAACUAGUUCACGUUCACCACUGUGGGGAUAUCCACUCUGAAACUGCACGGGUCACAUCAAAUGACUUGAACAGCUACAAUAUGACAGGGGUCGGCAACAGGCAGAUUUACAUAUUUUUAUUAGCAAAAUAUAUAUAUAUUAUACUAUAUAUAUAGUUUUGGGUCAAAAGACUGUAAAAUCACCAGGAAUUCAGAAAAAAAAAUCAUCAAAAUAUUUAGGAAAUCUGUUCCCAAGUAUUCCCACAAAUAAAAAGAGACAUGAUCGUGCCUGUAUGUAAUUUUGUAUGACAUUAUUUUCAAAUACAAUCUCUUUUUGGGCUUAGUUUUGGUCAAUUUGCAGUGUACAAAUUAUUAUCCGCCAUUCUCUCUGACAAAAAUCAGCCCGUGGCUGAAUCUAGUUGCUUACCCCUGUCAUAUGACCAGUCAAUAUCAACUCCCCACCUCACUAGCAUAACACACACAUUCCAAAACUAAUCCAACACCCCUCCCUGUAAAAACAUCCUCAUACUCAUUUGGAUAUUUAUUAGAGGCACUUGACCACAAUCAACAAUCUCAAGUGUUUUGUCAAAGAGCUUGUUUCAGGGAUAAGACUCCCGCCUACUCCUACCUUUCCCAACAUUUGGUGCUUUUUCCCAGUGGAGUUUACAGUCCUGUCAGGCCUGGACAAAAGUUCUGAAUUUGGGGAGGUCUAAUGAGAUGGGGUGGGGGGUGACUCUGGACAGCUGAUGGACCAGGACAGAGAGCAUGAAAGGAGAAGAGAUGCUCACCAGGCAGGGACAUUGUUCAGACCACAGGAUUCUAAACUGGGAAUCUUCUUUCUAAAGCCUUUUAGAUUUUUGUGUCCUAUUGUUGGGGUGAUUGGAAUGUCUUUUUACUUUACUUGAAGAACCACAACUUCCUCAGUGGCUAUAGGCCAGCCCACUGAGUUGCCCUAGUGACCAAACGCUCCCUCCCUGACCCGAUCCAAUCAGCUGUGGACUCUGCAGUGGGAGGGGCUCAGACAGCUCUGUGUGGAAUAGCCACCAGCAAGAGGCCCUUGCUUUCCUUGGCUCCAGGCAGCUCCUCCUACUACUAAACUACAGCCCCUCCUGCUACUACUACUACACUUACAAAUACUGUUUGUGCUACACAUACCUCCAGCGUUUUAGUUGGAAACCAAGUUAAAUAAAUACUGAAAAACAAA